AUGCGUCGAGUAGUUGCCCACGCUUUCCGAACCGCGCGCCGGUACCCACUGCGAAGGCCAUGCUUUAGACCAGUCAACGCACUCCACCAGCCCCGAUAUCAUGAUUUAGGCCUACGAGGGCUUGCAACGUCGAGAACCACUGUGCCGCGCCAUACCGUCAUUCUCCAGUCCUCCAUGAUCUUUAGAAACCUGUCUUUGGCUUUUGCUUCGAGUCUCGUAGCCACGGGAGCGUGGUAUGCCUAUACCGGAGGAUCUGAAUCCAGCGCUGUCUCUGGAACCAGCACGACGAUAUCCAGUUCUCUUCAUACUGUGUCAAAUGCAGCAUUAACCUCAACAUCAACCUCGGGGGUCCAGGUGGAAAAUGAUAAUUUCUAUACAACUACCAGUGUUGAUCAACCAGUCUCGAAACGAACAGAUAAUUCUGGAGAAAGAGUCGUAGGGAUGCUUACGCCCGAGCAAGCCACAGAACGACUUCGACGAAACGAGGAAUCAUAUUUUAUUGGACGUGGAUCUGGUGUUGUUCGUUACGAUGUAGUUCAGCUUCCUAGCAACGAUCCUAUUGAAGACGACCAUGCCGAAAAGGUGGUAGAAGUACCGAGUUCUGUUGCAGCAACGGAGAAUGGGGCUCCCACAAGCGACUGGAACUUCUGGGGUGUCUUUGAUGGUCAUGCUGGAUGGACCACUUCUGCGAAACUCAGACAAACCCUGAUUUCUUAUGUUGCUCGCGAACUUAAUGCCACGUACAAGUCGGCGGCUACUAACCCAGCUUUUCCCUUCCCCAGUCCAGAAGCGAUUGAUGCGGCUAUAAAGACAGGAUUUCUGCGACUCGAUCAUGAAAUUGUGAUAGAAAGCGUGGAAAAAGUUGUCAAGGCUAAUUCCAAAACCGUUGCGGCUGAACUUCUUGCCCCGGCUCUUUCUGGGUCAUGUGCCCUUCUUGCAUUCUAUGACAGCAGGUCAAAGUUGGUACGUGUUGCCUGCACUGGUGACUCUCGGGCUGUUCUGGGGCGCCGAUCGCCAAGCGGUAAAUGGUCAGCAAUACCACUAUCUGAGGACCAAACCGGAGGAACAGAAUCCGAAGCUAAACGGCUGCGUGCUGAACACCCUGGGGAAGACAACGUCGUCCGCAAUGGAAGAAUCCUUGGUGGUCUCGAACCCAGUCGCGCCUUUGGCGAUGCCGCAUAUAAGUGGCAGCGAAAGACACAAGAGAAAAUCAAACGGCACUUCUUUGGGCGGACCCCCAACCAGCUCUUAAAGUCACCCCCAUAUGUUACUGCAGAACCAGUUAUCACAACCACCAAAGUUGACCCCUCUAAAGGCGACUUUUUGGUACUGGCCACAGACGGCUUAUGGGAAAUGCUAAGUAAUGAAGAGGCUGUUGGUUUAGUCGGACAGUGGAUUGAACAUCAAAAAUCCGGUGGACAGAAUGGAAUGGGAAACUGGAUGAAGAGCUGGUUCAGCAGCAACGGAUCUUUGCCUGUCGAGAUGGAGUCGAAGGAAAAACAAUCCGGCCAGAGGUUGCCCAUCCGCCAAGUUCAAUACGAGAUUCCCCAGGAUACUAGCCGUUUCGUGGUAGAGGACAAGAAUGCGGCUACUCAUCUGAUUCGAAAUGCUCUGGGAGGCAAGAACAGGGAACUAGUUUGCGCUCUUCUUACCCUUCCUAGCCCCUACGCCAGAAGAUAUCGUGAUGACCUAACCGUUGAAGUCAUCUUCUUCGGUGAAGGUGAAAACAAUGGUUCGGUCAGCGUGAACCAGGAUGCCAGUGCUUCAGUACACAAGAUACCCCCUAAGUUAUAA
Messenger RNA from Nannizzia gypsea CBS 118893, 1794 nucleotides. RefSeq names its product phosphatase 2. The transcript has 3 exons. Lineage: Eukaryota; Fungi; Ascomycota; Eurotiomycetes; Onygenales; Arthrodermataceae. Gene Ontology annotation, biological process: protein dephosphorylation. The record is from RefSeq and is a predicted model, not a curated record. Gene Ontology annotation, molecular function: protein serine/threonine phosphatase activity. Bases 1 to 1794 code for a protein of 597 amino acids.